Hyphopichia burtonii NRRL Y-1933 is the source of this 2241-nucleotide messenger RNA. It is a transcript of the gene RIM13, whose product is annotated as Rim13p. The coding region runs from base 1 to 2241 and encodes 746 amino acids. Gene Ontology annotation, biological process: proteolysis. Gene Ontology annotation, molecular function: calcium-dependent cysteine-type endopeptidase activity. NCBI's taxonomy places the organism in Eukaryota, Fungi, Ascomycota, Pichiomycetes, Serinales, Debaryomycetaceae. The record is from RefSeq and is a predicted model, not a curated record. The transcript has a single exon.
AUGGAAUCCAAUGUCAAGUUGGAUGAAUGUUACAGCUUGAUUGAGUGUUGCUAUUUCCAGAAUGUCCUUAAUGAUAUACCACAAUCUAAGAAGACUUGCUUAUCAGUGAUCAAGUUACUCAAUCAUCUUUCCAAACUGUCAUCAGAUGGUGACAGUAUCAGGUUUUUAUCCAAGUUAUGUUUAGAAUUGUACGAAGUGAUAAGUAAGAACGGAAAUGCAAGUUUCCUAUCUCCAAAUGAUAAGAUUUGCUGGAUCAGCUCUAAAAUUGAUUCAAAUUUUUAUUACCCUAUAAUAGACCAUAAGUUCCAUACUAGAGAAUUAUAUGCAGCUAAGUAUGAUGAUUUGGAACUACCUUCGCAUUUUAGUGUGAGCUAUAAGCCGAUUGAUUUGGUAAAUUGGGGGACUGAUCAUUUGGAUAGCUUGUAUCAAGAUUUAUUAACUAAUUGUUCAUUUGUUUCGGCAAUGUUAUCGAUAAUUGAGAUUAACCAGUUUCAACGCUUAUUGGAAUUAGUUACUCCACAUAAGCCCAAUGAAAACUAUUUGGUAACAUUCAAUUUUAAUGGCUGUAAGCGACUAGUUCGAAUUGAUAAUAAGUUUCCUAUAGUAAUAGAUAAUCCUCAUCGAAAUUUAUUCAUUAAAUCUUUUGAUAAAAAUGAUUUGUUAUGGCCGGCUUUGAUCGAAAAAGCUUUUUUGAAAGUAAUGGGCAAUGGUUAUAAUUUCAAAGGUUCAAAUAUGUCCAUCGAUACUUAUAUGCUUAUUGGCUGGUUACCGGAAAUUAUAAGAAUGAAAAAUGGUAUAUUACCAAAUAACUUUGAUCAACUUUGGAGAUUUCAUCAAAGUGGCUUGAUUACGCUUGGUGUGGGUACCAGUGGAUUGAAUGAUGAUUGUAUUUCAAGAUUGAAAUUAAUUUCUUACCAUGAUUAUGUCAUAUAUCUGUACGAUGAAGAUUCAAUAACUUUGAAAAACCCUUGGAUUUCAAAUGAAAAUAAAAUCGAUAGAAUGAUUAAAUUGCAAAAAUUCGAUUUAAGGUUCAUUAGUUAUUUAUAUAUCAACUGGAAUCCAGAAAAAUUAUUCAAAUUUCAUUCAAAUUACAAUUUUGUUUCUAAUAAGAUUGAUCAGGAUACCGUUCAUUGGUAUAAAAAACCACAGUUUUACCUCUACAAUCCUACUGCGGACGAAGAAGAAAUCUGGUUGAUGUUAGAAUCUCAUAUUCAACAUGUUAAUUCAACCACCCAUAUCAAUUUGUCAAUUUUUAAAACUGAACACGGAGAGAAAGUAAUGCUUCCCAACCAAUAUUUAUUAUUGAAAAAUUGUGAAAUAAAUAAUACUAGAAUAAUAUUACUCAAGUUCAAAUUAAAACCGAAGGAGUUUUAUACAAUUGUUGUUUCGGGACCUCCAUUAAAUUCUUUCACAUUAUCUCUAUUCAAUAAUAUCUCAGAAGAGUUUAAAUUAGCCAAGUCUCCUUUCAAAUACAAUCAAGUGUUACCUUUGAUCAAUGACGAAUGGAACUUUUUGAACGAUGGUGGGAAUUGGUCACUAUCAACGUUUCUCAGCAACCCGCAGUAUGAAUUGGAAAUCAAACAGGAUACAACAAACAUGCUAAUAUUAUUGUUCAGUGAAUCAAAUCAAAGGGAUAUAAAUUUCCAUUUAUUCUAUUCUGAUGAUAAAAAUGUUCCUUUGAGAAAUUUUGAUAAAUCAAAAUUGAUUUUUAAUGAAAGCUAUACUUCAACCUCUCAUUUUCACGAUAUCAAGAAUUUGAAGCCUGGUUCCUAUAAACUUAUUCUAUCAUCUUACAAUAUUGGCCCGGAAUCUCCUUAUACCCUUUCAAUCCUUCAUGAUACGUCUUUAGAUAAUGUCAAAAUCACUAAAUUUUCAAAUCGAUUGGGUCUAUUCUUAAACAGCACUAAAUUUGAUUGGGAUCACAAUAAUCGAAUGAAAAUCUAUUUCAAAACUGAUGGUUCAAAUUGUAAUUUUUCAAUCCAUCUUAAACAUUCAAAUAAUACUUCGAGUAUCGAGUCUAUCAGUGACUAUAGACCGGCUAUGAGAGGCUCAGUUUUCAAUGCUCAAACAGAAGAACCAAUUCAAAUAAACGAACAGUGGAAUGACUCUGUUUAUGGUAUUCACAUCGAUUGCAAAACUGACUUUCCUGGUGUAUAUAUUUUAUUGGUUGAAAGAUUCGAAGCAGGUCUUGGAACUUGCAUUGUUGAUGUGGGCUGUGAUAAGCAGUUCAGCUUGGGGUAA